GGUUGUGUCGAAAGGGUCAUGUGACCAGGGAGCCACCGAAGAACUGUGGCUAAAGGAAGGGGAAAGGGAAGUGUUGUUGGGGGGCGGGGGGUGGGGCCGCUCCUGGUUUCUGGGGGAGGGUUGGGGGGGCAGGGGGAGGGUUGGAUGCAGGGGAGCAAACCUCCUGCUGCUGAAGAGCUAGAGCCGGAGACUCCUAGAGCAGGUCUAGCUUUUGGCUAUGGCGGCUGCUACGAUAGUUCAUGAUACAUCUGAAGCAGUUGAGCUUUGUAGUUUAUAUGGAUUAUACCUCAAGCCAAUUACGAAAAUGACAAUUAGUGUGGCACUUCCACAAUUGAAGCAACCCGGAAAAUCCAUUUCUAAUUGGGAAGUGAUGGAAAGAUUGAAAGGAAUGGUUCAGAGUCAUCAAUUUUCCACUCUUCGAAUUUCUAAAAGCACUAUGGAUUUCAUUCGUUUUGAAGGAGAAGUUGAAAAUAAAAGUUUGGUGAAGUCUUUUCUUGCAUGUCUUGAUGGCAAAACAAUAAAGCUUAGUGGUUUCUCAGAUAUUUUAAAAGUUCGGGCUGCCGAGUUUAAAAUAGAUUUCCCAACUCGGCAUGACUGGGACUCCUUUUUCCGUGAUGCAAAAGAUAUGAAUGAGACUCUGCCAGGAGAGAGACCAGACACAAUUCAUUUGGAAGGACUACCUUGUAAAUGGUUUGCAUUGAAAGAAUCUGGUUCAGAAAAACCAAAUGAAGAAGUUCUUAUUAAGGUAUUUGAGACAUUUGGAGAAAUACGCAAUGUGGACAUCCCAAUGUUGGACCCCUAUAGAGAAGAAAUGACUGGCAGAAAUUUUCAUACUUUUAGUUUUGGUGGACACUUGAACUUUGAAGCUUAUGUUCAGUAUAAAGAGUAUGUUGGCUUUAUCAAAGCUAUGAAUGCCUUGCGUGGUAUGAAACUAAUGUAUAAAGGUGAAGAUGGCAAAGCAGUAGCCUGCAAUAUAAAGGUUUCUUUUGACUCAACUAAACAUCUUAGUGAUGCCUCAAUUAAAAAACGGCAACUUGAAAGGCAGAAGCUUCAAGAACUUGAACAACAAAGAGAAGAACAGAAACGUAAGGAAAAAGAAGCUGAAGAAAGGCAAAAAGAAGAGGAAAGAAAACAGAAAGAAUUAGAGGAGUUGGAAAGAGAAAGAAAACGAGAAGAGAAACUACGUAAGAGAGAACAAAAACAAAAAGACCGUGAAGUCCGUCGAAAUCAGAAAAAACUAGAGAAGAUACAAGCAGAAGAGCAGAAAAAAUUACAAGAGAAGAUAAAAUUAGAGGAGAGAAAAUUGUUGUUGGCUCAAAGAAAUCUUCAGUCAAUAAGAUUAAUUGCAGAACUGCUAAGUAGAGCAAAGGCAGUAAAAUUACUAGAGCAUGAACAGAAAGAAGAAAAAAUCCGCCUUCAACAACUGGAGGAGAGAAGAAGACUUCAGGAGGCUGAACUCAGACGGGUGGAGGAGGAAAAAGAGCGAGCUCUGGGACUCCAGAGGAAGGAGAAGGAACUAAGGGAGAGGCUGUUAAAUAUUUUAUUGAGCAAGAAAAUAGAUGAGACACAGCAGAACAGGGAAGAAGCAGUGGCCUCUCAUUCUGCCCUCUUACAACCUGUUAUAGAUAUUAUACAGUCAGUGUCUUCAAGCUGUGUUACUUCUACCUCCUUGCAUUCCCUCAUGGGUCAGCCAACUCAGAUCUGUCAAAGAGAAAUGCUGUCAAAUCAGGAUAUUAAUUUCAAUUCCAAAAAUGUGAAUGGAGACUUAAGUGAAGAAGCUCAGUGCAAAGAAAGUAAGAAACUUAACUGUAUUACAAGUGAAAGCUGUACAGAAAAAAAAUGUUCAGGUGUGCUCUCUUGUAUUCCUGCCAAUAAUCAACAACAAAAGGGUACAUCUAAUUGUGACCAGAACAUGUCCAAAAAAGAUUCGUCUUCUGAACAAGACAAAUGUAAUAGAGAGCCAAGUAAGGGAAAAAGUCGGUCCAGCAGAGACAGAAGUACUGAGGAGAGACAUAAAAGGGAUAGGAGCAAGCAUAGAAGGGAUGCGAGUAAAGAGGAUGAAAGACAAAGAAAAGAAAGACGACUUCAUAGAAGACACUCUUACAAAGAUUAUAGUCCUCACCGAAGAAGUGUAAGCCCUGAUAGAUCUCGGCGGAGGUCCUACAGCAGAGACAGAUACAGUAGAAGGGAUAGAAGCCGGGAUAGAAGAAGUGUGGGUAGGAAGCGAAGUCGACGAGGGAGAUCCCGGUCCCUGAGCAAACACAGAAGUACUUGGAGCAGGUAGUAAAGGACUCUGCCUUUUUAAGGCCCGCUUAGAGGAUAGACCAGGACCAGCAAGAGGUUCUGAAGUUUUUGGCUUCUUGACCACCUUAAGAAAACUGAGUCUCUGCUUAGUGAAUGUAAAGUGAACUCCUUUGUGAAAGGAAACGCAAUUACAUUGGAAAUUUAUUUUCUUUUUUUAAGAUUGCAUAAUUAUUUGUGCUUCAGUUUCAACUGUGUUGGCAAUUUGUUUUUCAUUAGCUCUCCUUUUUCCUUUUAAAUAUUUUGAUCUGAUAGCUUUAAUGUCACCAGUCUUCUUUUAAUCAGGAGAAAUGUAUAGACUGACAGUUUAAGAAUUCCAGCCUACUACAUAAAUGUAUGCAAAAUUCUUGACUAAAAAUUCUUUAUGCGCUCAAUGAAGUCAACAUGUACUGCAGAAAAAGGGCAAAUUUAAUUGAACUUGAGAUAAGCUGCCAAAUGUUAGGAACGACCACAAAAACUUACAGGACAUUUAAAAGAGAAAAAACUUGCUGGUUUGAUUUCAUUUUAUAUUUAACUGAUUUAAAAACAUGGAGAUGGUGGUGGAAAGAUGUGGGAACAAAAUGAUCAUGGCAUAGUAAGCCAUAUAUGAAAUGUAGGUAGAAUUCCUUUAAAAUUGAAAAUGCAAGUGCACUAUACUUUUUAAAGAUUCCAGUAAGUGGGAGUAUGAGACGAAGUGGUCUGGAGAUGCUCCAUUACUUCUGAAACAUUGACUUUUUACAAAUUAAAAUAAUUGAGAGUAAAAAGUUAGUUAAAAGCUUUUGUUUCUAGUACAAAUUAGUGUGUGCGUGGUUUUUUUAAGAAGCUGUUUUGCUAAAUUAUUUUUACUUGCAAUGUUUCAAAAAGAUUCGAGGCUGCAAACUUGUUAAAUUUUAUAAUAAUCUGCUUCUCAAGAUGAAGCUCAGGAAUACUUUAAAGUAGUUGUAACCUUUGGGUUAUAAAAGGUUGUGUUUAUUCCGGUUUGCAUUUUUAUGGUGAAAUAAAAGCCUUUUCCAGUGAUCUGAAA
This is a messenger RNA of Trichosurus vulpecula (common brushtail), 3304 nucleotides long. RefSeq names its product A-kinase anchoring protein 17A (gene AKAP17A). The transcript has 5 exons. Gene Ontology annotation, molecular function: protein kinase A binding; RNA binding. Gene Ontology annotation, cellular component: cytosol; nuclear speck. Lineage: Eukaryota; Metazoa; Chordata; Mammalia; Diprotodontia; Phalangeridae. Bases 218 to 2284 code for a protein of 688 amino acids. The record is from RefSeq and is a predicted model, not a curated record. Gene Ontology annotation, biological process: regulation of RNA splicing.